Molecule: messenger RNA, 4088 nt
Organism: Erpetoichthys calabaricus (reedfish)
Lineage: Eukaryota; Metazoa; Chordata; Cladistia; Polypteriformes; Polypteridae
Gene: cacna2d2a
Product: calcium channel, voltage-dependent, alpha 2/delta subunit 2a
Exons: 38
Coding region: 483-3806 (1107 amino acids)
Cellular component (GO): voltage-gated calcium channel complex
Molecular function (GO): voltage-gated calcium channel activity
Source: RefSeq, a predicted model, not a curated record
UUGUUAAGGCGGGGGUCGAUUCGAUUGCUUUGCACACGUAAGUGAAUGGAGGCUCUUUGCCAUUCGUGCGAUGUCAUGUAGCUUUUUUUUUUUUCCUUAGGUCGGGAGCGCGCCCGGGGUAGCGGGACGGAAGUGCGCGCUCCCGCCUGCCGGGAUCUGUAUUUGAGGGAAUGUACCGUUUGGUGUGUUCGCUCAGUGCGUUGAUACGGCGGUCGGAGCGAGCGAAGCAGCUUCAACGCAGCAACAGCAACGGCGGCUGCAAUGUGUUUCUUCACAUCGCGGUGCUUAUCUUGAGCUGCCCGGUUCGAGUCGAGACCAUUUCCUUCUAGGACCCGACACUUUGGCUUUUAUGUCUUUGAGUCUCUGGAGCCGCGAAAAAGCAAACAGCUGUCGUUCUCGUUGGGUGGCCUUAAAAGAGAAGGACGAAAAUACCUACACUACAAAUACACAAAUUCUCUGUUUCUUGAAUUUUUAAUGGAAAAAUGGCGAUCUGCGCUCAGUCCUGCAGCAUCUUCUGUUUCGUCUCAAUUCAAACUCUGCUGCUCUUCAGCUUGCCAUCCCCAGGGACGGAUUGCUACAGUUUUCCCCAGAAUUACACAAUGCAACACUGGGCAGAGCGCAUAGAGCAAGAAAUCAGCCGUGUGGUCCAGCUGGUCAGUGGGCUCCCCCAGAUCAGAGGGAUCUACAACGAAAAAAGAAACCAGUUUGAGAUCAAGAAGAACAUCCCGAGGGAGCUGGUGGAGAAGGUGGCAUCGGACAUCGAGAAGCUGCUCGCUAAGAAACGAAAAGCACUGGAGAGGCUGGCAAAAGCUGCAGAAAGCUUUCAGAGGGCACACGUCUGGCAAGACAACAUCAAGGAGGACGACAUUGAAUACUAUGACGCCAAGGCUGACUGGGAACAACCUGAGGAAUACGACGGGGAGGAGAACCUUUUGGCCAACCCCAGGUCUCUGAAGUUAGACUUUGUGGAUGAUCCCAACUUCAAGAACAAAGUGAACUACUCCUACACUGCAGUGCAAAUCCCGACGGACAUCUAUAAGGGCUCUACCGUCAUCCUGAAUGAACUGAACUGGACGGCUGCAUUGGAGGAGGUGUUCAUACAGAAUCGCAACGAGGACCCGUCCCUGCUCUGGCAGGUGUUUGGCAGUGCCACCGGGGUUACCCGAUAUUAUCCAGCUGCCCGGUGGAAGAUCUCUAACAAGAUUGACCUCUAUGAUGUUCGCAGGCGGCCCUGGUACAUACAAGGGGCCUCUUCACCAAAGGACAUGGUCAUCAUAGUGGACGUGAGCGGCAGUGUAAGCGGCCUCACACUGAAGCUGAUGAAGACCUCAGUCACAGAAAUGCUGGACACCCUUUCUGAUGAUGACUAUGUUAACGUGGCUUCAUUUAGUGAGAAAGCCCAAACAGUGUCAUGCUUCGAUCACUUGGUACAAGCCAAUGUACGCAAUAAGAAGGUCUUCAAAGAAGCCGUGGAGAACAUGACUGCCAAGGGGACCACCGACUACAAGUCUGGCUUCCAGUUUGCUUUUGAGCAGCUUCUUAAUAGAACCAACAUCCCCCGUGCCAACUGCAACAAGAUGAUCAUGAUGUUUACCGAUGGAGGAGAGGACCGCGCUCAGGAUGUCUUUGAGAAGUACAACUGGCCGCACAAAACUGUCAGGGUGUUCACUUUUUCUGUAGGGCAGCACAACUAUGAUGUCGCUCCUCUCCAGUGGAUGGCCUGUCACAAUAAAGGUUACUAUUAUGAGAUCCCGUCUAUAGGUGCCAUUCGGAUCAACACCCAGGAGUACUUGGAUGUCCUCAGCCGCCCCAUGGUCUUAGCAGGCAAUAAAGCCAAACAGGUCCAGUGGACCAAUGUGUACCAGGAUGCUUUGGGCUUGGGAUUAGUAAUAUCCGGGACCAUGCCUGUGUUUAACCUCACGAUGGAGGGGGACACUCAGAACCAGCUCAUUCUUGGUGUGAUGGGAGUGGACAUCCCUCUGAACGACAUCAAGAAGCUGACACCUCGUUACAAUCUGGGUGCCAAUGGUUACAUCUUCGCCAUCGACCCCAACGGAUAUGUCCUUCUGCACCCCAACCUGCAGCCCAAGAUCAUUAACUUCAGGGAGCCUGUUACCUUGGAUUUCCUCGAUGCAGAGCUUGAGGACCGUAACAAAGAAGAAAUCCGGAGGAGUAUGAUUGAUGGGAAGGCCGGAGAAAGAACCUUUAAAACCCUUAUUAAAUCAGUUGAUGAGAGGUACAUCGAUGAGGCUUUGCGGACCUACACAUGGACGCCUGUGAAUGGAACAGAUUACAGCUUGGGAUUGGUGCUGCCACCAUACAGUCUCUUCCACAUCAGAGCCAACUUGAGCGAUCAGAUUUUACAAGUGCAGUAUUUUGAAUCUCUGCUGCCAAGCAGUUUUGAGUCCGAGGGACAUGUAUUCAUUGCUCCCAGGGAAUACUGCAAGGAUCUACAGCUCUCAGACAACAAUACAGAAUUCCUGGAGAACUUCAUAGCACUCAUGGAGAAGGUGACACCAGACUCGAACCUAUGCGACAGUUUCCUUCUUCACAAUUUGAUCCUGGACACAGGCAUCAUCAGGCAACUUGUAGACAAAGUUUGGAAGAACUGGGACUUAAACACGUAUGGAAUGCUGGCUGUCUUUGCUGCCACCGAUGGUGGGAUAACACGCGUCUUCCCCAACAAAGCUGCAGAAGAUUGGAAUGAAGAUCCUGAGCCUUUCAAUGCCAGCUUCUAUCGACGGAGCCUCGACAACAAGGGAUACAUCUUUCGAGCUCCAUACAGGGACUCAAAUUCCGACCUUCUGGACCCACUGAAUGACACCAUUGGAAUUCUGGUCAGCACUGCCGUUGAGCUCAACUUCAAUGAGAAAACUUUGAAGCCUGCAGUGGUUGGUGUCAAGCUGGACCUUGAAGCCUGGGUGGAGAAGUUCAAAAUACUAGCAAGCAACCAAACUGAUGGCAGGCAGGGACCGCGCAAGUGUGGACUUUCCCUUAGCUGCGAGAUGGACUGUGAAGUUAACAGUGAUGACCUUCUCUGUGUAUUGAUUGAUGAUGGUGGUUUUUUGGUCAUGUCCAACCAAAGAGAUCACUGGAAUAAGGUGGGCAUGUUCUUCAGUGAAGUCGACUCAUCCUUGAUGUAUGCCCUCUACAACUACUCCUUCUACACCAGGAAGGAAUCUUUUGAUUACCAGUCGGUCUGUGCUCCCAGCCCCAACAGCAACACAGGUGCAGCACCUCGAGGGGUCUUUGUGCCUUCAAUUACUGAUUUACUGAAUGUUGCCUGGUGGACGUCAGCUGCAGCUUGGUCGAUUCUCCAGCAACUUCUUUAUGGAAUGGCUUUUAACAGCUGGUUCAGCCCAGAAGAAGUAACAGCAGACAGCAUGGACUCCAGAGAAACAAGCUGCAUCACCAUGCAGACCCAGUAUUACUUCAGCAACAACACCGUCUCCUAUACCAAUCUGAUAGAUUGUGGGAACUGCUCUAGGCUGUUCCACGCACAGCGGAUCUCCAAUACCAACUUGCUAUUUGUGGUUGCAGAGAAGAUGAUGUGUAGCUCAUGUGAAGGGGUGAAACUUGCCCAGGCUGAAACACGAUCGCAAGGACCUCAGCAAUGCGAACUGGUGGACAAACCACGAUAUCGAAAAGGACCCUCAACAUGCUUCGAUUACAAUGAUUUGGAGAAGGAUGACUGUGGGAGAGGCCACUCAUUCAAGGCAUCCAUGGGGGCCGUGAUCUUUGCUCAGUUGCUGCUACUCUUAUUGACUGCUGACUACUGGCUCCUACCAGUGGCCUACUGCCUUUAACUCAAGAGUGGCUUUAUACAUUGACAUCUGUUCCUUUCUAUACCCAUCAGAUCUUCCUCAGCUCCACCUCGCCCUCCUGCCACUCAUUCAACUGCUAUUAAAACUCUUGGUUGCCACGGUGAUGGGAUUUCCUGUUUCCGCGUUCUUUUUUUCUUGGGAAGCCUUGAAUUCAGCCUCCGCCUUUCCAAAACCUCAUGUUGGCCUCUCACUGAGCAGUGGGACGUCUGAUACCAUUUACUGGGGGAAGACUCUUUGUUAAUAUUAAGAAAGAAAAGAAAUAAA